Eubalaena glacialis (North Atlantic right whale) is the source of this 1428-nucleotide messenger RNA. RefSeq names its product RNA terminal phosphate cyclase like 1 (gene RCL1). The record is from RefSeq and is a predicted model, not a curated record. Lineage: Eukaryota; Metazoa; Chordata; Mammalia; Artiodactyla; Balaenidae. Gene Ontology annotation, molecular function: RNA endonuclease activity. Gene Ontology annotation, cellular component: nucleolus. The coding region runs from base 145 to 1266 and encodes 373 amino acids. Gene Ontology annotation, biological process: ribosome biogenesis; endonucleolytic cleavage of tricistronic rRNA transcript (SSU-rRNA, 5.8S rRNA, LSU-rRNA). The transcript is spliced from 9 exons.
GUGGACGCGCCUGGGGCUGCGGGGCUGCAGGAGGGAGCUCGGGCCGCCACUGCCGCUGUCGCCGUCGCCGCCGUCGCCGCGAUACCCGCGCCCGUCCGAAGUCGCCUCGCCCCGGCCGCCCGCGCCGUUGCAGAGGGCGUGCACAUGGCGACCCAGGCGCACUCCCUCAGCUACGCGGGCUGCAACUUCUUGCGCCAGCGUCUGGUCCUGUCUACUCUGAGCGGGCGCCCUGUCAAAAUCCGAAAGAUUCGGGCCAGAGACGACAACCCCGGCCUCCGAGAUUUUGAAGCCAGCUUCAUAAGGCUGUUGGACAAAAUAACUAAUGGUUCUCGAAUUGAAAUAAACCAAACAGGAACCACCUUGUAUUAUCAGCCUGGCCUCUUGUAUGGUGGGUCUGUGGAACAUGACUGCAGCAUCCUUCGCAGCAUUGGGUAUUAUCUGGAAAGUCUUCUCUGCCUGGCUCCAUUUAUGAAGCACCCGCUGAGAAUAGUUCUGCGAGGAGUGACCAAUGACCAGGUGGACCCUUCGGUUGAUGUUCUUAAGGCAACAGCGCUCCCUCUAUUGAGACAGUUUGGGAUUGAUGGUGAAUCGUUUGAGCUAAAGAUUGUGCGACGGGGAAUGCUCCCUGGAGGAGGAGGUGAAGUGUUUUUCUCAUGUCCUGUAAGGAAGGUCCUGAAGCCCAUUCAGCUCACAGAUCCAGGAAAGAUCAAACGUAUCAGAGGAAUGGCGUAUUCGGUACGCGUAUCACCUCAGAUGGCAAACCGGAUUGUGGAUUCUGCAAGGAGCAUCCUCAACAAGUUUAUACCCGAUAUCUAUAUUUACACAGACCACAUGAAAGGAGUCAACUCUGGGAGGUCUCCGGGCUUUGGACUGUGGCUGGUUGCUGAGACCACCAACGGCACCUUCCUCAGCGCUGAACUGGUCUCCAACCGCCAGGGCCAGGGGGCAGCGGUGCUUCCCGAGGACCUCGGCAGGAACUGUGCCAAGCUGCUGCUCGAAGAAAUCCACAGGGGUGGAUGUGUGGACUCGACCAACCAAAGCCUGGCUCUGUUACUCAUGACCCUUGGACAGCAGGACGUUUCCAAAGUCCUUCUCGGACCACUCUCUCCCUACACGAUAGAAUUUUUGCGGCAUUUGAAGAGCUUUUUCCAGAUUAUGUUUAAAAUUGAAACCAAGCCAUGUGGUGAAGAACUCAAGGGAGGGGAUAAAGUGCUGAUGACUUGUGUUGGCAUUGGCUUCUCCAACCUCAGCAAGACCCUCAAGUGACACUGUCACAAGAUGAAAGGCCCCAAGGCCUCUAGACACAGCAGAAGCUGCCAAGGAACCAAAGGGACCAAGUUCAUCCAGGACAGGAUGGCCUCUUAUAAGGACUUUUAAAAUUUUCCAUUUAAAAACAAUCAGGAUAUCCGAAUAAAAGACGUCUCUCUA